GGGCAUAAAAAAAAGGUAACAAAAAGGUAACAAACUGCCCACCUGACUCGCCCCGCGGUCAUGAGUAUUGCGUCUCUUGUUCACUUGCGACCAGUUUCGUGUUGCAGGUGACGUGGCCCUUCCAGGAAAGCAAAAGUAUGGUGCCAGGUGCCAGUGUAGCGCCAGCAUGUCAAUCAAAAAGCAUGGUGCCAGUAAAAGUAUAGAGCCAGUUAAGUAAAAGUAUAGGUAAAGAAAAGUAGAACAACAACAACAACAACAACAACAACAACAACAACAACAACAAGAAAAAGAAGAAAAAGAAGAAGAAGACGAAGAAAAAGAAAAAGAAGUAGGAUAAAAAGAAGAAUAAAAAGAAGAAAAGGAAGAAGAGGAGGAGGAGGAGGAGAACAAACACCACAUGACUGCAGUAUCCUAAACAGCUCUGAUAGCCCUAAAAACAAACAUACACAUGCCCAUAAAGACACAAACAAACAAAGAAACAAAACAAAAACGUUCACCUUCGACUGGGCGGACCAAGAUGAUAAUUUCAGCGAUCAGAGAACACCCCGCCUUCCACUUCCUCGCCAGUCGCCGGGUUAACUGUUAGGGCCAGUUCGACAGCCCAACACAGAGCCAUUGUAAGCGCCCAAACCAAACUAUAUUCUCCUCAAUGAUCCGUUAAUUCCACUCAAAACCAGGUACUAAUAAAGAGAUUUCCUGAUGUGUGGUUUCCUAAAAUUUCCUCCUUUCUGUAUCAACGCCAAUCAAGGAAUUUUCGUCGUAUUUUGUGUUUAGUUGGGGAGCUCACAAACUUCCUGUAUUGGACUGUAAAACUGGCCCUUAGUCACUACCGGAACGUUGCUAUUCUCCGCUGUGUUGUCGGUAUCACGGGGACCACUGACCUAUAUACAGACUGACCCCUGGAUCAUUAUGGCCUGGCGUUCGAUAUGAUUCUCUCUCUCUCUCUCUCUCUCUCUCUCUCUCUCUCUCUCUCUCUCUCUCUCUCUCUCUAAGUUCCAUUAUUUCUCUGCUUUUUGUCAAUUCUUUACACUCCUUUGUUUUUUCUCUCCUUUACCGUGAACUUCCUUCUUCAAUAAAUUCCUUCUCCUGCGCCACUGUAACAAUUAUUAUUUUUUUUUUCUGAGUUGAUUCUCUUUCUUAGUUUCUUUCUCCUCUUUGUUUUUUUCCGCGCCAGUUCCUUCCUCUCAUCCCUUCACUCAUUCUUGGUUUUUAUCUCCGUUCCUUCAAACAAUUUAUUCUCAUUCUUUAUUUCUUGCUCCGUUUAUUUCGGCGCCAGGUCAUUCCCUUCACCGCCAUUCUUCGUUUCUUUCCCGGUUUCUUUCUGCGCCAGUUCCUUCCUUUUAUCGGUUCACCUGCGUUCUUUACUUCUUUCCCCCGCUUCUUCCUUGUAUUCCCGCGCUACACCUCCAUUCUUUGCUUCUUUCCCCCGCUUCUUCCUUGUAUUCCCGUGCUAAUGGAGCUGCGACGCCUGUCAUCUGGGUCAGCAGGCAAGAAGUGGGUCGUUGCGUGCCCAGAGCAGUGAGGUUUGACGCCAAGCUGUCAUUACGUGGGGCCAAGGACUGCCUCUGUCUCCGCUGCUUCCCUUUGCCCUUGUUCUCCUCCUCUCUCUAAACAACAGACACAGACGAGAGGAAUACCUGCUCAGCCUUAGUAUGUCUUCUUUCUUCUUUUUCUACAACACAAGCACUACACCGUCAAGAGCAUAAAGAAGAUAGGGAGAGAAUAGUCAACAUAGGUUCGAGACGUGCCCAGAUGCUCCCCGCUUGAAAGAAUAAGUCACAGGAAGGGAAAAUACGGAGAAAGUAAGUCUGAGGCCCAGAAUUUACUGGUGAGAGUGAUGAAAGAAUGAGGAAGCUUGUAGUCAAACCAUGUCACGUCCCUCUGUUUCCUCUUCCCAAGAGUAGAUACAUAAGUGCUUUAAUCCUUCCCUGCAAGCCACUCCUAUGGCAAACGGAUUGAUUGAAUCACUGAACGCAGGCAGCCUAGUAAAGAGCCAACAGGCUUUCUGCUGCCUGCUAGUCCAUGUUUCCAUGUUUUCCUCCUCAUGUUUCUUAUAAACAACAACUGAAGGCAAGAAUAAAUGGAGCAUCACGCCUUCCAUUGUCCCUCCCCUCGUCUUCCUCCACUUAGAAUGUAACAAGUUAUGCACACUUGGAAUAUAUUGGGUCGCCUCCAACAGAAUACGUCUCGUCUGUCCACUCGUUCAUGUGUGUCUUUUUAAUCUAGUGAGGGAGUGCGAGCGAUCGCGUGUUGGUAUUUUCACCUUUUCUUUUUCUUUUUCACAGUUCUGACGUGUGGCCUCUUGUCCUCGGAAAUAAGAUGGAGUGUUUUGUGCUGUGUUCUUCGCUGUGGUGAAGCCUGUGUCCAGCCUCCACGGCGUGACUGAAUCGUGGCGCCGCAUCGUCCUUUCCCUGCGUCCAGACCACCGCUCGUGGCGUCCCCGGCAUGUGACAGCUGAGGGUGCCUGGUGCCUUGCUGGCGUUGACUGCGUGGACUGGCGAGAGGCACCAAGGCACCCACCCGCCCGCCGCCCGCCCAAUGAUAAGGCAGAUCAAGGCACCAGUCGUUCGUUGGCCGCGCUGGAGGUAGGGUGUCGCCGUCCCUCGCUCCGGCCCUCGCUAAGUGAAUCUGCGUGACGCGUGACCCCACCCGCCACCCACCCGCCAGGCACUGAUAAUGUCAACACUUUUCUGACACUUUCCCCGGCCCGAGGUGAAGCGCUGUGAGCAGGGCGGACACUUCUAAAAGUUUUCCCAAAGUUUGGUUCGCCGCGUGAAGUGUUCGGCGACGGCGGCAGCUCGCGGUGACGCCGAGGAAGCUGCAUGAAGCUGACACUUCGCUGCUCUUUGCUGACACUUUCCAGGACUCGAGGUGAAGCCUGUGGGCAGAAGGGACACAUCUAAAAGUUUUUUCCAAAGUUGUUGCGUCGCUCAGCCGCAUGAAGUGUGUGGCGGUGGCGGCAGCUAGCGGCGAGGCCGAGGAAGCCGCAUGAGGCGUAGACUUUGCGGUGCCCAGGACUUGGAGAGCCGCUUCCCCAGAGGAUGAAGAGUUCCCGCUGGAUGGGUCCUGAGGGAGGGGAGUGAGGACCGCGCAGAGGAAGAUUACGGGUCAGUUGCCUCAGCGGGUUAGCGAAGGACCCUGAAGGACCCUGAAGGACCCUGAAGGACAUUGAAAGAUCCUAAAAGAGUCACCGCUGGCUGGGUCCUGCGGGAGGGGAGUGAGUAGCAGUGUCAGGGGAAGGUCAUCAGUCAUUUGUCUCCCUGCGAAGGACUCUGAAGGACCCUGAAGGAAGCUGCGGAGGUCAGUGCGUCUCCCCGGCGGCGGCGUUGAGGGGGAGUCGUGACCAGCCAGCCAGCGUGUGUGCGUGCGUGUGUGUGUGUCAGGCCGCCCCAAGAAGCAUGGCGUGUGGACGGUGGCAGCGCGUGUGGGUGCUCGCCGCGACGCUCCUGGUGCAAGGGGGCGCCAGCAUCCGCAUCACUCGAGUCAAGGUCCCCCCGACGCUGGAGGUGGGCGGGGCGGGAGAGCUGGAGUGCGUUUGGGAGGAGGAACGGGAUCACGUGUACUCCCUCAAGUGGUACCAAGGGGCCCAGGAGUUCUACAGGUAUACCCCGACGGCGACCCACCCGGUGCAGAUCUUCGACCCCCCGACCCUCGAUGUGGAUGCCGAGCAGUCGUGGGAGGGCAACGUGCGGGUAGCCAACGUGAGCCUGGCCGCCGAGGGACCCUUCCACUGCGAGGUAUCCGCCGAUGCCCCGACCUUCCACACCGCCUCCGACAGCGCCAGCAUGAGGGUGGUUGAUCUCCCUGACGCGGCGCCUCUCAUCAAGGGCGUGAGGAUACAGUACCUGCCGAGUGACUGGGUGGACCUUACCUGCACCUCCGGCCGCUCCCGCCCACCCGCCGUCCUGACCUUCACGCUUAAUGGUGUGCCGGUGUCCGCCAGCUGGUUGGAGCCGCCGGAGCAGGUGAAGGACAAGGAGGGCCUCACCACCUCGUCCCUGCGCCUCAGGUUCUCGCUACAGUCCAGUCUGCUGCGGGACGGCGAGGGCCACGUCACCUGCACUGCCGAGAUUCCGGGUAUAUACAGACAGGAGGCUCACUCAGUGCUCACCACGCGCCCGCCCUACCCCGCCUCUGUCCUAGGCUCCGGCCCUACCACUAGUGUUAGGCCCACGGCGGCGUCCACCUGCUUCCUGAUGGCGGUGUCUUCCCUCCUUCAGAGUCUCCUUCAGCGCCUCUGAGUCACCAACGAGUCUGUACUGCGUCACUAAGUCGGUAGUUAAUCUUUAGGUCAUCACUGAAACCAAUCUUCCAGUUAUCGGGUUCAUCUGUCAGUCACCAGUCAUGUGUCACUUCAGUCAUCUCCAUCCUCUCAUUGAAGAGUCACCAAUCAUAUCAGUGAGUCAUGUUUUACCGUCUUCAUUCACUCGUCAUCCAUUAGUUAUAUUCAGGAGUCAUCCCACACGUCAUUCAUGUCAAGCCGGUCAUCAGUCAUCUUUUAAUCCAUCCGAAAGUCAUCUCACAUAUCGGUCAUAUCUAUAAGUCAUUAGUCACAUAUUUACGUUAGUCACACCUCAAGUCAUCCAGUCAUUCAUUUCAAUCAUCCAAUCAUCAGUUUCAAUCAUCCAGUCAUCCAGUCAUCGGCCACACGUCAUUCAUUUCAAUCAUCCAGUCAUCAGUUUCAAUCAUCCAGUCAUCCAGUCAUCGGCCACACGUCAUUCAUUUCAAUCAUCCAGUCAUCAAUUUCAAUCAUCCAGUCAUCCAGUCAUCGGCCACACGUCAUUCAUUUCAAUCAUCCAGUCAUCAGUUUCAAUCAUCCAGUCAUCCAGUCAUCGGCCACACGUCAUUCAUUUCAAUCAUCCAGUCAUCAAUUUCAAUCAUCCAGUCAUCCAGUCAUCGGCCACACGUCAUUCAUGUCAAGCCGGUCAUCAGUCAUCGUUUAAUCCAUCCGAAAGUCAUCUCACGUAUCGGUCAUAUCUUUAGGUCAUGAGUCACUUAUUUACGUUAGUCACACCUCAGUCAUCCAGUCAAGCCACAUUCAUGAGUCAACCUUACCUAGGAGUCAGUCACACGAUCCCGUCAUCCAUCUUUCAGUCAUAUUCAUAUCUCACCCACUGCACCAUUAAGCCAUCCAUCACAAUCAACCAGCACCCAUUACCCCACUCAGUCAUAAAGUUAUCCAUCACGCGACUCAUUCACCAAGUCAUCCGUCGUAUGCACCCAUCACCCAUCAGUCAUCUUAAUAACUCACUCACUCCACCAUUAAGUCAUCCAUCACGCGCUCCAGUCACCCAUUACUCCUCUCAGUCACCAAGUCAUCCGCAAUACGCACCUGUCACCCAUCACUUUUCUUCACAACUCACCCAUCGCGUCACCAAGUCAUCCGUUACACUCACCCACCAAAUCACCAUCCACACCAACACGUCACCACUCAGGUCAUCCACUUACUACAUCAGUCACGCACACGUCUGAGACAGGAUCCACCGCCCUUGCUCCCUUCACUCCCUUCCGCAAGAUGUGAAAACAAGAUAGCAAGGCACAAAGCCAAAGGGAUAAGCCAAUGAUAUACAAGGUCACACCGAGGCCACGCGCAGCUAUAUAUAUUCGCUGCUCGCUUCCACUGAACUUGUUGACUUAUUAUAGAAAUAUUUUUACCUCUGGAUAUUCGAACUGGACUUGCAUGCUUGAAAUUGGAUGAAAAAAGAAAAUAAGAAAAUGUGAAACUAAAAUGAAGAAAAUAAAAUAGGAAGAAAAAACUUUGGAUACUCGAAUUGUAUGUUUGAAGCUGCAGAAAAAAGGAGAAAAUAAGAAAAUGUGAGAAUGAAAUGAAGAAAAUAAAAUAGGAAGAAAAUACUUUGGAUAUUCUAAUUGCAUGUUUGAAGUUGCAUGAAACAAGGAGAAAAUAAGAAAAUGUGAAACAAAA
Messenger RNA from Eriocheir sinensis (Chinese mitten crab), 5923 nucleotides. RefSeq lists its product as uncharacterized. The record is from RefSeq and is a predicted model, not a curated record. Bases 3399 to 4241 code for a protein of 280 amino acids. The transcript is spliced from 7 exons. NCBI's taxonomy places the organism in Eukaryota, Metazoa, Arthropoda, Malacostraca, Decapoda, Varunidae.